Messenger RNA from Acanthoscelides obtectus, 759 nucleotides. The record is from the annotation of a GenBank genome assembly. NCBI's taxonomy places the organism in Eukaryota, Metazoa, Arthropoda, Insecta, Coleoptera, Chrysomelidae.
AUGAUGUCGCGCUCAGAAAAACUGCUUGAAUUAGCGAAACGAAAAUUUAAAGAAAGUAAUGCUUUGGAAUUAGAGAGUUCCCGGGACUCUACGUUUUUAACUAAUAAUGACUUUUCCGCUCAAAAUGAUUAUAGUUCUCCUGCUCCCUCAGGUGUUACGCGGACUGUGAAACAAAUGACUGACGGCGGUAGUGAUUCUGACUUAGAAUGGGAAGACUUUGAUAGUGAUGACUCUGUGAAAGACAAAACUUAUCAAUGUGAUUCGAAUGAUGGAGUAGUGAUCAAACCGAAAAGGAGUUCCCAAGGAAUUCCCAAAGAAUUCACAAAGAACAAUAAGAAGAGUGAAGUUAUUGGCAAAGAGAAAAGCAAGAUAAAAAUUAUUAAAUGGGUAGACAAAAGACCUGUUACUAUGAUCACGACACAUCCUACUCAUAAUGCUACACUAGUACCUAUAGGAACUUCCUCGAAAUUCAAAGUUAUGUUUGAAUUACUACUGGGCACGACUGUGGUGAAUUCGUGGAUUGUUUAUAACAUGGUUUCUGACACAAAGCUGAGCAUUAUGGAAUUUAGAAAACAACUAGCUAAAGAUCUAGUAAUAGAACAAGCGGAAGUUCCAAAGCAGCCAGUUCCAUCGAGAAAGAGGCAACACACUUUCGUGAAACCUGAAGGUCCAGGAAGAAAGAAGAAAAGACCAUGUACGGGAUGUUACAAAAAGUUGCGAAUAACUAUGACGAGUCGCGAGGCUGACAAAAAAGUCUGA